AUGCGAUUUAGUUUGUCUGCAACUGAAGCUGCAACGAAUAAGUCUUCUCAGGCCAAUAAAAUAGGAAAGGGAGGAUUUGGAGAAGUUUACAAGGGUAUUCUUCCUAAUGGGCAAGAAGUUGCAGUCAAGAGACUCUCUAAGGGCUCUCAACAAGGUUCACAACAAGAGCAAAAAAUGUCAAGUUGGUUUGAACGGUGCAAAAUUAUUAGAGGAAUUGCUCAAGGACUUUCAUAUUUACAUGAACAUUCACGAUUCAAAAUUAUCCAUCGUGACUUGAAACUCAGUAAUAUUUUAUUUGAUAACAAUAUGAAGCCCAAGAUAUCAGACUUUGGCAUAGCAAAGAUGUAUGCUAAUGCUAGCGAUCAAAAUGAAGAAAGUACGAGUAAGAUUGUGGGAACACAUGACUAUAUGGCUCCCGAAUAUGUAAUAUAUGGAAAAUUUUUGGAAAAAUCAGAUAUUUUCAGUUUUGGUGUUAUAAUUUUGGAGAUAAUUAGUGGCAGGAGAAACGGCAGCUCCAAUAAACCACACCUCUUAAGUCAUGCUUGGAAACAAUGGCAGAAUGGGACACAACUUGAAAUAUUGGACCCAUGUCUGAUGAGAGGAUCUUAUUCAGAAAAUGAAAGCAUAAAAUGUUUGCAGAUUGGGUUACUAUGUGUUCAAGCUGAUCCAAAUGAUAGACUCACGAUGUCUAACCUUGUUUUCUAUCUGAGCAAUCUGUGGAUUGAAUUGCAAAAUCCAAGAGAACCUGCCUUCUUUACUCCCGGAAGUGGAAUACGAGAGGUCUUCUAUGAAUGA
Messenger RNA from Neltuma alba, 795 nucleotides. RefSeq names its product cysteine-rich receptor-like protein kinase 8. The transcript has 5 exons. Gene Ontology annotation, cellular component: plasma membrane. The record is from RefSeq and is a predicted model, not a curated record. Gene Ontology annotation, molecular function: ATP binding; protein serine/threonine kinase activity. Bases 1 to 795 code for a protein of 264 amino acids. Lineage: Eukaryota; Viridiplantae; Streptophyta; Magnoliopsida; Fabales; Fabaceae. Gene Ontology annotation, biological process: protein phosphorylation.